AUGUCUUUGAAAAUUCGCUCUAGCCUCCUCAUCGUUGCUGUACUCGCUCUAUCGACUAUGGUGACUUCCAAGCCUACCUCCAGACACCAUCACCGACACGAGGCCAAAGUUGCAGCUGCGAAAAACCUCAAGCCCUUGAAGCAGUUCAAUCCACGCCAACAACAUACAAAGAGAACUGAAAUUGCUUUCAUUCCAAAGCCGAAGCCAAGUGUUACUAUAACAUACAUCCCUACAGUAGCAACAGGUACCGCGAAAGCUCCAGUUCCUAUCAUCCAAGGGCCGUCAGACGCUUCCAAGAAUCUGCCAGGAAUAGGUCCUAUCAUCCAAGGACCGUCAGACGCUUCCAAGAAUCUGCCAGGAAUAGGUCCUAUCAUCCAAGGGCCGUCAGACACUUCCAAGAAUCUGCCAGGAAUAGGUCCUAUCAUUUCUCCCCCGACAAAUGGGAAUCCUCCAACUGUGGAUUCGAAAGCGGGAGACCUUGUUGACGGUCUUCUCAAAAAUGUCUUCGGCGACUCGAAACCUUUGAAUCCAUUGUCCGACACAAAAGCUAACACAAACCUUCCCAAAGUGGGCAGUGAUCCCAGUCCACUCCGCACAGGCAUAGAACUUAGCCCUUUGAAAGAUAAAGAUGAUCAAGAUGGUAAAGUCUCAUAUGUGGUAGACUCGGACUUGGGCCCAUUCGACCAUUCUUUCAACGCACAUAGUAGGCGGGAUGAGGUUGAUUCGAACGAUGAAGCGGACGACAUGGUUCUCAAACCCCUGGAACGUCUUGUAGGAAUUUUGGGGGAGAUUCCGUAA
This is a messenger RNA of Psilocybe cubensis, 798 nucleotides long. RefSeq lists its product as uncharacterized. The record is from RefSeq and is a predicted model, not a curated record. The transcript has 2 exons. Lineage: Eukaryota; Fungi; Basidiomycota; Agaricomycetes; Agaricales; Agrocybaceae. Bases 1 to 798 code for a protein of 265 amino acids.